This is a messenger RNA of Saprolegnia diclina VS20, 2686 nucleotides long. RefSeq lists its product as hypothetical. Lineage: Eukaryota; Oomycota; Saprolegniomycetes; Saprolegniales; Saprolegniaceae. The record is from RefSeq and is a predicted model, not a curated record. Bases 1 to 2643 code for a protein of 880 amino acids. The transcript has 3 exons.
AUGUUUGGGGGCGGCCACCAACAAGAGAGCCUGCGCGACGCCCAGCGGAAGCGCCAAAACGAGUACUCGCAGGCGCUCGCCGAGCAAGUGCGGGCGCAGGAAGCCAAGAAGAAGGCGGAGCGCGACGCGCUGCGGUACGCCCGCGAGCCAGAGGAAGCGACCAACGGCGGCCUCUUUGCCGGCUUUGGCAACAACCACGCGUACGGCAAAAACCACGCGCGUGGCCACCACGUCGAGAAGAUGGUUGCGGCAACCAAGGCGCCGCCGCCAAUGGAAGCCCCGCCUGACAUGCCACAGGCGCCGGGACAUGGGCCGCCAGGAGGGUUCUAUGCCCCGCCAGUGCACGACCACGCCCCUUUUCACGAGCAGCACCAGCAGGGUCCGCCACCAGGACAACCAUAUCAGCAGCAACAUCAUUUUCAGCCAGUUCCAGGGCAUCACCACAGCCAACCGCCGCAGUACUCGCAUCAGCAACAGCUCUACCCCCCGACGAUGGCCCACCCUCAUGUACCUCCCGACCCGCACGACUACCGGGGUGGCCGUCAUGCGUACGAGCAGGACUCGCACUACCAGCAUAUGACGUCGCCCCGGCAUGGGGGCGACUACGAACACGGAGCCAUGCCACUGCCGCACCCGCCGCCGAUGCAGCCUCAGAGCUCGAGCCCACCGCCGCCAUCGCACGUUGCGGCGCCGCCAGGCACGUCGCACGGUCGGCGUCACAUGCUCCAAACGAAUCCCAAUAUGGACGCGAAGAAGGCGCAGCAAGCUCAGGCGCAAGCCUCGUUGCAGCAGCAGAUGGAAGACAACAAGCGGCGCAAGGCCGAAGAGAAGCGCAAGAAAGACGAAGAGGACCGGGCCGAGCUCCAGCGCAUCGAAAAAGAGCUCCAGCGCCAAGCCGAGCAGUACGAGCUAGAGAAGCAAGCCAAGGCGAAAGACCAGCGGCUCAAACAGCAAGUUCUCGAGCAAGAUCUCAAGGCGCGCCAGGACGCUACCAAGCCACCUAGUGUACACGAACAAGCGCAACAUGAAGAGCCACCACAAGUGCAUCGCGAGCUACCGUUCGAACGCCCGUUCUCGCCGCAAGACAACCACUGGCAGCAACCACAACCCAUGGACCAGCGCGGACCCUCGCCAUUCGGGCAGCACGGAGGACCCGCUCCGUGGCAGCAGCAUCAGCCGCAACAGCACCAACCAAUGGCGUGGCACUCACAGCACCAGCCAUACUCGGACCAUGCACCGUCGUGGGGCCCCCCGCACGCAUCGCAUCCUGGCGCGUUUGAGCACCCCCAUUCCGCCCCUUUUUUGCAGCCGUCACCGUCGAUGCCAAGCUUGAUGGAUGAGCGCUUACACUACUUGACGCUGGAGCUGAGCCGGCAACGCGCACUUGUGGAGCAACUCGUGUACCAGAAAGCGCCGCCGCUGCCCGCGCCUGUUCCAACAGUUAAUGACCUCGAGCGCCUCCGCAUGGAAAUGCAAGCCGAACUCGACCGACGCGACAUGUUGCACCAGCAAGAACUCAACCGGCUUCGACAAGAGCACAGCGUGCGUGCACCGGUGUAUGAAGGCAGUCCCCGGCGUAAACCGCUCACUGUGUCGUUCCCUCAUGAGCCUACAUUGGCUGAAUCGCGAAUGUCCCUACCACCGAGCCCCGGGCGACCCACGGUAGCGCCCAGCCCGACGGAGAAAGCAUUCCCAGGCAACGGAGGGGCCUACCACAUGCAAUCGCACACUGAGCUGACGCACCAGCCAUCGGCGAAGGCGCUACGCCGGGCGCCAACGGCAGUGUCGCGGGAGAUGUCGCCGCGUCGGUCCAUUCCGAUUCGCGCACCGCCGAGCUCACCACCACGCUCACCCAUUGGCAAGCCCUUCCCGGGUGCUGCGCAGUACAACCUGAACGCCACGAGCAGCGGUCUCUCACCAAAGAAGACGCGCAAGAACGCACCGAUCGCGCCUGCGCAAAGAACACCUGCGCCACAAGUGGCGGUGCCAACACCGCGGGCCUCUCUGGAGCCAAACUUGAACCCGGACGAGGUUGAUGACGACGACGCCAACGAGCUCCCAGCGCUGUCGUCGGUCGUCGAGUGCAAUGAACUCGACGCGCAAUCGGCAUUUGUCGAGACGGAGAUCCCGGCCAUCAUCGAGUGCGAGAGCCAAAUGAUCUACUUUGACGGAAGUGUGGACGCCAACAACAUUCCCGAAGCGCCGUCCCUGCUCACGACGACACCAGUCACGACUGCCGCACUGGAAAUGUCGGUCAUCAUAUCGACACCAGAAGCGAUCACGCUGCCACCGGCGACGGCGUCUUCUGAGAAACACCUUGGACUCCAAAAUGUGGUCGAGGAAGACAACCAAUUUGUGGUUGCUGCGCCGUCCACCUUUGAUUCUGGCGAGGGCCGAUACGACCUCCUGGGUGGGAACCAGGUCGACGACAGCUUCGACAUUGAUGAAGUUUACGAGCGCAACUGUGAACGCAAACUGCUGCUUCAUAAAAUGACGGCCGAGCCGCACCACUUGGAGAGCCUCGUAUCGACGUUCAAGGCCGUUGGCUCCCGACGGACUUCGCGACCGGUCGAGAAUGAGCGCAUGCUUGGGAGCUCGACGUGGCUGCAGGAAACCCCGCGCUGGCUCACGCCAAGUCUCUAGCACCGUAAUUUACGAAAGAAAAACGUUCCAAAAUACCGUUCCG